Babesia ovata is the source of this 2565-nucleotide messenger RNA. RefSeq names its product RNA polymerase II subunit A C-terminal domain phosphatase, putative. Lineage: Eukaryota; Apicomplexa; Aconoidasida; Piroplasmida; Babesiidae. Bases 1 to 2565 code for a protein of 854 amino acids. Gene Ontology annotation, molecular function: RNA polymerase II CTD heptapeptide repeat phosphatase activity. The transcript has 2 exons. The record is from RefSeq and is a predicted model, not a curated record.
AUGACCACCGGUGAGUCAACAAAUGUGGAUAGUGAGGACGAUUUCGAGGACUGGCUGGAAAGCGAGCUGCUACCAGAGGGUGCGAUAACAGUCCCCGAAGAUUUGCGGCUCCCGUCGAAAAUACGAUGGAUAGUAAGCGACGGUGCAAAUGUAGUCGAAAACCAGGUCCUAGCGACCUUUUCGCUCGUUGAUAAUGGCAGUGGUAUCGGAAAGGAGCACAUUAAGUCCACCAACAGUGGCCAAGAUGUCGUCGAGGAUUCACGUGUUUCUGCGCUUAAAGAUGCAGAUACAUCUUUGUCGUUGGUAUCACAAUCUGGAGACAGCUGCAUAUCCACUAAAACAGACGAGUUGGAUAGACCAUCGCAUCAGAGCUCCUCGUCGGAAGACAAACAAUCUGACACUCCAGAUUCCAACAAUUUAAUGUCUGCACUCGCCUCAGGGUCACGUGGAGGAUCUAUGGAACUUGGUGGGAGGGUACAAGAAGGCUCAUUUGUGUUAAGGUCCGUCAGGCAUGGCACACUGAGACACAAGGUCCCCGCGGACACGGUUAUCACAGAUGACUCUGUCGUAUUGGGUACUAUCGAGAGCACCCAGUGUGAGCACAGUGUCGUUAUACAUGGCCUCUGUGUCACCUGCUGUCAGGUGAUUGAUGACGCAAGCUCAAAACGGCGCCAUGAGGCGGCGUCAGGAAAUGCAAAAAGGCAGUCUCCGGGUGAUCGAGAGUCUGAAGCUCCAGAAAUGGUGGUACCAGGUUUCAUCACCAAUAACAAUGCGGUAUUGGUGGACGCCAAAGUGUCUAACGAGAUGGAACUUAUGGAACUCCUCAGGUUGCUCAGGAAAAAAAAGUUAUGCCUGGUGUUGGACCUUGACAACACCCUGAUCCAUUCUUCAUGCACGAAGCCGCCUGACGACAUGGAUAUUCCUUUCAUAGACAUGUAUAGCCGAUCGGAUGGUUACAAGUUGCACUUCGAUAGCGAGGCGGACAACAUGCGAUACGAGGCUGAACUUGAAAGUUCGAUCCUGAUUACUCACACGCUUAAUGAACUGGAUGGCCGUUUCUUCGUCAACUACUAUAAGCUCAGACCUGGCGUGUACGAAUUUUUGCGCAACGCGUCCGAGAAAUACGAGCUGUAUCUCUUUACUAUGGGCACAAGAACACACGCACAGGCAGCUUUGAAGAUUUUGGAUCCCAAAGGGCUGUUGUUUGGCUCCCGCGUGUUCAGCAGAUCCGAAACAAACAACAGUUUCAAGUCACUCUGCCGCAUCUUCCCCAAUUAUCGUAAUCAUCUGCUCAUACUGGAUGAUUCGGAGCAUAUUUGGAUGAAUUCCCCCGGGUUGAUAAAGGUUUACCCGUACUACUAUUUCACGGAUAUGACCCUGAUAAAGAACAGAGAUUCUCGAAACCUAGGUCGUGUAUCGGCGGCUCUCCAAGCGCAUUGCAACUACUCCAACUACGUGUGGCAUUCCCUGAUCAUGGACAUAUGGAAUGAAUCCGAAUCUCGUGAUCGUGUCAACCGCGAUGACGAGGGGUUUACAAUCCCCAUGAAUCUAAAAAUGCCGAAGAAACGCACGCCAACGUUCCGAUACAACAAUCUGCUUAUAGCUAAUUCCAGACCAUCGCACAUCUAUCGGGACACAGCGGGGACUGAAAGCACAACCGUGACCAAAGGGGCAUCCAACUCAGCUGGUCAUGGUACAGGAUCAGAUAGCUUGCAAGAGGUUCGAUCUGCAGAACUUCCACCGCCGGCUGACGAACGGGUUUUGUCGGAGGCGAAGAACACGGAUGGAAAUAUAGCGCCGGAUGCUCGAUCAGAUUCGGAUAAUUGCGAUAAGGAUGCAAUGGGGACGAUGCCGUCGGAUGAACGUGAUUGCGGGAACCAGCAAAACAAGGACCCAGCGGUCGAUGCUUGCAACGACUCUGAGUCUGGCGGUAAGACAAAGCAAUCGUCACCAGAUCAAGUUACCUCACCGGAAGGCGCGUCAACUGAUUCCAGGGAGGCGGUACCGUCCCCAGCAUCGACACAACCGAACAGAUGCACUCGCAAGCUGCGCAAAAUCUGGGUGAGGGAUUGCGACAGCCAACUACAGUGCGUCAUGGGGCUAUUGAGUGAGAUGCAUCGCCGGUUCUUUGAUCAUGUUGACGUGAGGGGGCUUACUCUAGAGCGUCUAAAACACCUUAUUGAAGGCAGAGCGCUCCCAGACGUGGGCGUGCUGCUAAAUGAGCGCCGGAAAUCCGUUUUACGGGGCGUGGUGCUCGGGGUCAACCGCAACGACUUCCGUUGCCCGCGCACUGGCGAAGACGUUGACUUCUUCAACAGGUCGGAUCUCGGUUACUCAGCACUUCGUUUUGGGGCAUUGCCGCCGUCUUCGGAGCAUGCAAUGACGCACUACCUGAACAACAACGCGUCGGCGGUCGCGCCCAAGCCAGGUGUCAAGAGAGUGCACAGCCAGUGGCUGGAGGCGUGCAUCCACACGUGGAGCCGCGUGGACGAGUCAUUGUUCGACCCUGAUACAUGGACAGAACCAUACCGCACAUUUUGGGAUGUUCUGAAUGCUAAAAAAUAA